GUAACACUUAGUGUAUUUGGCGGCGCUUUAUUUACUUUCUCCGCCGUAAGACACGCGUUUCUUUCUGUCUCUUUUUAUCUGACUUUAUUGUCAGAGAAAACCACAGUUCAGUGGAAAAAGAAACCCUGUUUGUUUUAUUAAAUGUUUCUGACUGACAGUAAUAGUAAAGCGUGUUUGAAAGAAGUGAUUUAGAGACAGCCGUUAGUAAAGCGUCGAGUGAAAUGGACUGCAGUGAACUGGACUCGACGGAGAAAAGCAAACCCUCACAGCUCCUCAGAGCUAUAAACCAGAUUUAUGAAGAAGGCAGAGAAGAGUCGAAGCAUUCAGCAGAGACCAAUGCUGCAUCGGUGGAGAAAACAAUGAAUCUGCUGAAAGAGAAAGCAGAAACAGGAGAUUCACAAGCCACCUUCCUCCUGGGACAGUUACACUAUGUGCAGGGCUGCUAUGCUGAAGCAGAGCUCAUCUUUGACAGAAUUAAAGAUAAAGAUCCUCAAGCUCUCUAUCAGCUCGCUGUCAUAUACUACGAUGGCCUUGGAACCAAAGAAGACCUUGGCAGAGCAGUGGAGUACAUGGGAAGAGUUGCAUUCUGGGAUUCGUCUGAAGCGGGCUCUGUCAGAUACGCAGCGCUGUAUAACCUCGGUCAGGCGUAUCUGGAGGGUUUUGGGGUGCAGGCGUCCAGCAGUGAAGCGGAGCGACUUUGGCUCCUGGCAGCUGACGAUGGAAACCCGAACGCCAGUGUGAAAGCGCAAUCCGCUCUGGGCAUGUUUUACAGCAGACCCGAGAGCCUCGACCUCAGAAAGGCGUUCUUCUGGCACUCACAGGCGUGUGGUAACGGCAGUCUGGAGUCUCAGGCGGCUCUGGGCCUGAUGUAUCUGUAUGGUCACGGUGUUCAGCGGGACUCAGACUCGGCUCUGUUCUGCUUGAAGGAGGCAGCAGAAAGAGGGAGCGUCUACGCUCAGGGUCACCUCACGGCCUGCUACUACCGCAGACAGCUCUACUCCAGAGCCGCCGCUCUCGGCCAGAGAGUGUGCGAAUACAAGGACACGGCUGCUAUAGCGCAGCAAACAGACUGUCUGGAGGAGUACGUCAGGAAGGGCAUUGCUAUAGGCAUGUUUUAUUACGCUCGCUGUCUUCAUCUGGGCAGAGGAGUCCCGCAGAACAGAGACAAGGCAAAACACUACUGCACACAGGCUGUCAGGAUUGAUCCACUCAUCUGUAAAGAGCUGCAGAUUGAUGCUGCGCAUGGAAAAAUAUGAACGCAACCACUAUUAAUCUCCCAGAAGAGAAGACGAAAGAAAAUCAGAAGGUGACGAGUGGCAGUGGAUCUGACCUGCUCCCCCACAACACAUUCAAGCACACCGGGUGAUUCCUGACGCAGGAGAUCCAGCAGAAACAAACCUCCAGCCUUCAGGUCUGAACAGCCUCCACACUCAGCUCAGCAUAGAGCUCUUUCACCAGCAUCUCCAGCAACAUCUGCACAAAACAAGACAAUAUCAUCAUCCAUAUGUUCAUUCCUUACUCCACCACCAGAUGGCGCUACAGCCUCAUCUUUUCAUUAAAGCUAGUGGUGAACUGGAGUAACCUACACUGUAAACAAUGCUGGCGUCCACACAAUUCCUUCAUACUGUCACAACACAGACUAGUUGUACAUAAUUAAGCAGAUAAUACAAUUAAGCUGUCUGGAAAAGAAAAUUGGGUUGUAUUAGUAAUAUUAUGCUAAAGAAACAUGUUUGUUAUGAUUAUUAAUCUCAGCCUUUAAUAAAUGAGCAGAAAAGUCAUUUGAGAGGCAGAGAAAAAUAAUAAAAUUCACCAAAGAGUAGAUAUUCUCCGAAUAAAGUGUGCUGAUGAAUUACA
This is a messenger RNA of Danio rerio (zebrafish), 1854 nucleotides long. The record is from RefSeq and is a predicted model, not a curated record. Lineage: Eukaryota; Metazoa; Chordata; Actinopteri; Cypriniformes; Danionidae.